AAUAGAUGUAAAUUGUUGUUAGAAUUCUUUACAAGGAUCGUCUGAUAGUAUAAAAUGAAGAAAAUUGUUAAUGAUUCAUUAGUUUAGUGUCUACUUUAGAAGUUAACUUCAUGAGUGCGUUAAAAAGGGAUUUAUAAUUUAAUGAUGAAGCUCCUGAUAGCUGUGGUGCUGAUUUUAGUGGUGCAAAUCGGAGGUCAAGUGGACACUGGUAGAUUCAACUCCGUCAACAUUGACGAGGUUUUGGCAAACAAGAGGCUAUUGGCUGCUUACAUAAAAUGCGUUUUGGACAAAGGACGGUGUACCCUAGAGGGUAAAGAGUUGAAAUCUCACAUAACAAAAGCGCUGCAGCAAGGCUGCGACAAUUGCACGGACGAGCAAAAAGAGAGCGUACGUAAAGUCAUCGGCCACCUGGUGAAGAAUGAACAGGCGUACUGGAAGGAACUGGUGGAGAAGUACGAUCCAGAAGGUGUAUAUUCAAAGAAGUAUGAAGACGAACUGCAAGCCAUAAAUAAAUAAAACAAUACUGAUGGAAAAAUUAAAUGAUAGACUUAAGCGCAUUUAGGAAAUGGGUUUCACCUUAUAUGUAACGUCAUAUUCUCGUACCUGUUACAGUUUGUGCGCUGCAGAAUGGUGCGGGUGACAGUUGCCUUAUUACGUUCAUAAUAUGUACUAUUAUCGUGAAUCGCGUCAAACUUUCAAGAGUGAAUUGAACUGUCGACCGCACCAUGAUACAGCGCACAUAGUGUAGGAUAAAUAUGUCGACCACCUGAAAAGCUGUUGAAAAGUGAAGUGAAGCUUAGGAAAUGGCUUUUUUAGAUGCUCUCGUUAUCAACCCAUAUUCGGCUCACUGCUGAGCUCGAGUCUCCAAAAUGAGAGGGGUUAGGCCAAUAGUCCACCAUGCUGGCAGACUUCACACACGCAGAGAAUUAAGAAAAUUCUGUGGUAUACAGGUUUCCUCACGAUGUUUUCCUUCACUAAAAAGUUUGAGGGCCAUGUGAAUCGGAUUCGAACCCACACCCUCCGGAAUCGGAGGCAGAGGUCAUUAUCCACUUGGUUAUCACGGCUCUUUAUAAUAAAAAAAACUAAAUAUACUUUAUUAAAACUAUAUAUACUUACAUAAAUAUAUAAUGUAAGUAAAUACAAAAAUGUGGAUCAGUUUUUGAUUUGAUUUUGUAAGUACGUAAUCUAUCUAUAGUAUGAAAUUGUCAGUGGGUUAUGUUCUAUCUGCAGAAAUAUGAGAACGAAAUGAAAGCCAUAUAAGUAAGGAUACUGUUAAAAAAUAGAAAUGGUAGAAUUUCGAAAUGACCUAAAUAGUAGGUAUCUCUGUAUGCGACGUUCGUCGACUAAAAUCCGGUUGGAUACGUAUGUUUUAAGUAAUGAAAUCGCUCCGUCUGCUUCAUAAAAGUAAUUGCUGUGAUUAAGUGAUGUUCUACAGUAAAAAUGUGUGCCUGGGUAAAUUUAAUUUCCAAUUAAAAUUAAAUGAUAGUAAUUUUAAUUAAGAUAUUCUUAGUGUACAUUGUAAUUUUAAUUAAGAUAUUCUUUGUGUAUAUUUUAUGUUGUUGACGUUGGGGUCCUAAAGUGCUGGAAUGGACCCCAGGUGGGGGGUCGACCCCAGGUAGGGGGUCGAGCAACACUGCCACCACUGAGACAUCAAGCGAGUCGUAGAGAGCCGCUGGAUGCUGGCGGCUCGAGACCGUUGUGCUUGGAGGUCCAUGCAAGAUGCCUAUGUCCAGCAAUGGCCGUCCAUCGGCUGAUAAUGAUAAUGAUAAAUAAGAAUAAUCUUUUACAAUUUUUUAUUAAUAUUGGUACACUGCAAACACUUAUUGUAAAGUCCUGCUAAUAUUAUAAACGCAAAAGUUUGUAUGGAUGUUUGGAUGUAUGUUUGGAUGUUUGUUACUCUUUAACGCCGCAACUACUGAACCGAUUUGGCUGAAAUUUGGAAUGGAAAUAUAUUUUACUCUGGAUUAACACAUAGGCUACUUUGUAUCCUAAAAAAAUCCUUGGAUUCACGAGAUUUACAAACCUUAUGAUUUUGAUGGUAUGAGUGUUCGUUACUCUUUCACGCCUCGACUACUGAACCGAAUUAGCUGAAAUUUGGCAUUAAGAUAUAUUAUAGCAUGGAUUAACACAUAAGCUAAUUUUUAUCCCAGAAAAGUCCACGGGAUUUGUGAGAAACUAAAUUCCACGCGGACAAAGUCUAGUACGUUUUGACGGCCUCCGUGGCGCAGUGGUAUGCACGGUGGAUUUACAACACGGAGGUCCUGAGUUCGACUCCUGGCUGGGAAGAUUGAGAUUUUCUUAAUUUGUCCAGGUCUGGCUGGUGGGAGGCUUCGGCCGUGGCUAGUUACCACCCUACCGGCAAAGACGUACCGCCAGCGAUUUAGCGUUCCGGUAUGAUGCCGUGUAGAAACCGAAAGGGGUGUGGAUUUUCAUCCUCCUCCUAACAAGUUAGCCCGCUACCAUCUUAGACUGCAUCAUCACUUACCAUCAGGUGAGAUUGUAGUCAAGGGCUAACUUGUAAAGAAUAAAAAAAAACGAUA
Messenger RNA from Bicyclus anynana (squinting bush brown), 2540 nucleotides. Its product is annotated as allergen Tha p 1-like. The transcript is spliced from 3 exons. Bases 142 to 516 code for a protein of 124 amino acids. NCBI's taxonomy places the organism in Eukaryota, Metazoa, Arthropoda, Insecta, Lepidoptera, Nymphalidae. The record is from RefSeq and is a predicted model, not a curated record.